This is a messenger RNA of Bacillus rossius redtenbacheri, 5947 nucleotides long. Its product is annotated as mitogen-activated protein kinase p38b-like. Gene Ontology annotation, molecular function: MAP kinase activity; ATP binding. Gene Ontology annotation, cellular component: cytoplasm; nucleus. The transcript is spliced from 10 exons. Bases 482 to 1558 code for a protein of 358 amino acids. Lineage: Eukaryota; Metazoa; Arthropoda; Insecta; Phasmatodea; Bacillidae. Gene Ontology annotation, biological process: protein phosphorylation; intracellular signal transduction. The record is from RefSeq and is a predicted model, not a curated record.
CAAAUCUGGUUGGUUAUAGUCAGAGCUUAGGAUAUUAACCUUUGUUAUGGCCUUCAUUUCCCAUUUAAUAAAGUGUGUGGAUCAUAGAAUGUAUGUUGCAACUUCCUAGAAGCAAAACGAGAGAUCGAGAUAAAUAUUUCGCCACUUGACAAGGGAAAGAAUUGAAUGUCCGAAUCGAACAGUUAGUCAUUUUCUUAAUAAUAAAUGAUAUAAUUUUUUAUUGUAAUUUUCUUCUUAAAUAUUCUAUACCGAAAAAAUGUUUAUUUGCUUUUAUGUAUGAAGCUUUCAAGAUCAUGUAUAAAUAAAUUUUAAUUUGUAUUGUUGGCGCAACGAUGAAGACCUUGUCCGAAAAAUAUGGCGGAACUCAGCUAGUUGAGGGAAAUGUGAAGGUGAUCAGAAAGUUCUUAGUUUAUUAACAUCGAUGAUCUACAAAUGUUUUAUUGUGAAUAAUAACUGCUAUUGUUCUUGAAUCAAUGAAAAUAUGACUAGCUUUUAUAAAAUAGAGAUAAACAGAACGGAAUGGGAAGUCCCUGAAAGAUAUCAGAAGCUUACUCCAGUAGGCUCCGGUGCUUACGGCCAAGUAUGUUCAGCAUUUGAUUCAAAGACUUCAAUGAAAGUUGCUAUAAAAAAGUUAGCAAGACCAUUUCAAUCGGCAGUCCAUGCAAAGCGAACGUACAGAGAGCUGCGAAUGUUGAAACACAUGAACCACGAGAAUGUUAUUGGCCUUCUGGAUGUAUUUCAUCCCUCGAAAUCCCUGGAUGAUUUCCAACACGUGUACCUGGUGACGCACCUAAUGGGCGCUGACCUUAAUAACAUAGUGAGGACACAGAAGCUCUCAGACGACCACGUGCAGUUCCUGGUGUACCAGAUUCUCCGGGGGCUGAAGUACAUACAUUCUGCGGGCAUUAUACACAGAGACUUAAAACCGUCCAACAUUGCAGUGAACGAAGACUGCGAACUGAAAAUCUUAGAUUUUGGGUUGGCUAGGCCCACUGAAAAUGAGAUGACGGGGUAUGUAGCGACGAGGUGGUACCGAGCUCCGGAGAUUAUGCUGAACUGGAUGCACUACAACCAGACAGUUGACAUCUGGUCUGUGGGAUGCAUCAUGGCAGAGCUAUUAACGGGCCGAACUUUGUUCCCAGGAACUGAUCAUAUUGACCACCUAACACGCAUCCUUGUGCUCUGUGGGACUCCCUCCAAGGAGACCAUUGACAAAAUAACAAGCGAAGAGGCACGGAAUUACAUACAAUCACUUCCUCCUUUGAAGAAGAAAGAUUUCAAGGAUGUAUUCAAGGGUGCCAAUCCUCUAGCCAUAGAUCUCCUGGAGAAGAUGCUGGAGCUGGACGCUGACCGGCGAAUCACGGCAGAAGAGGCGCUCGCGCACAAGUAUCUGCUGCAGUAUGCUGACCCCACGGACGAGCCGGUGUCCGCCCCUUACGAUCAGAGCUUCGAAGACAUGGAUCUGCCCGUGGAGAAGUGGAAAGAACUGGUGUACACAGAAGUUGUGGGUUUCGUACCCCAGUCGUUGCCACAGGCUGGAGAUGCAGCCGUGUCCUAACUUCCUACUUCCUUUGCCCCUUCCUCUCCUCUUCCUCUUCCCCCCGACCAUUCGUUCAAGGACUCGUGCUACUGCGUACGUAACCAAACUAGCUUCCAGAACACAUUUCAUCUUCAAGUGUACCUCGUUGGCUGCUUAUCUUUGCAUGACAUCGUUGCAGCGCAUAGCAGAAAACUGCAGUGAAGUAAAUUUCCAAGCAUUGUGGGAUUAAUUUGUGGUGUAUGUUGUUUAUUUUUUAACAUUUACUGAUGUAAUGGUCACAGAAAAUUUGUAGAUAUAUGCAUAAUUGUAUAUAAUAUUGGUGAUGAGCUACUUUUGUGAGCUGUAGGAUUUGUUUGUUUCAUGUGUUGUAUUUUUGUUGCACAUGCAAAAUCGAGAGUUCGAUUCUAAUUCGUUGAUUGUUUUAGAAUGCACUAAUUGUGGGUUGCUUUAUUCCAUUACUUACUUGAAUUGGAAACUUUUUAUUCUUUCUGCCCUUGGCAAGCAUUAGAAAUGAUCUCUUUGAAUUACAGCACAAUGUUGUAAUGUAGCAUAGUGAUUUAUUUUUAUUUUGUUACUUUCUUGCAUGUUUUGGUAUGUGCUAACAGUGCUGUAAAAGUAUUUUUGAAUGUGCAAAGUAUAUUCAGUUGUGGUAUUGUCAUUGUUUGGAAAGUUCUCUAAACACCCAAAUAUUUACAUAUUAUAUAAAGAAAAAUUAGUUUAAAAAGUUAAUAAAGCAGUUAGUUUAGAGAUUCUAAUUAUUAUAAUUGGAAACUUUAGUUACUGUUGUACUUUCAUGAAAAUGUUGAAUGUGGCAGAACAAAUAUGAUAUACAUUUAGACUUGCAUUUUAGUUAAGCGAACCAAAUUGAUAAUUGGAAUAAAAUCAUAAAUUAAUUUUGUUUUUUUGAUGUUUACAAGGUGUUAAUUUUUGAACUAGGGCUCAGUAUUUCAUCUCUCAUAAUUAAAGACAAGAUUUUGUGGUAUUAUUCUUAGGCCGAUUUCAUUUCUAAAAGAGGAGAUUUCUGUGUUAUUGUUUUUAUUUUUUGUGAACUCAGUUUAAAGAUAGCACAUUUUUCAGCACUUAAAUGUUGAAUGACCAGUGUCAAUUUGACUGAUACAUGAUGCACUUAAACAAUAAAAUAAUUCAUAACAAGCAUGACUAACUACUAGGAACAAUUAAAAUAAAUCAGCAAGUAGUAUAUGUGUGCUUGAAAAUGUACCAAUAUCGUACCGUGUUUUAUGGCAUAAUGGUCGCACGCGCGUAAUUGUCGCAACAAUAUUUUAGGCUGUCAAAAUUGGGAUAAAAAAACUUCUCGUGUAAACGUCACAUGAUGUUUUGGUCCCGCUAGUAGAUGCCGAGCGCUUUGUGUAAGUAUCGUUUCCGUACAAAACUAUGUAUUUUAAAGUAGAAAUCUAAUAUUUAUUCGGUCAUUACCACUUACUUAAUAAAUUAACGGAAAAAUACGAAGUUGUUUGACGUGUAAAUUUUCUUAUAAAGACGUUUUUAAACGUUAUUUCCUUUAUCUGAUCGUCUGCGUCGCCGCGGUGUAGGUGUAAUCUAAAAUUUAAUUUCGGUCAUUACCACUUAUAUAUAUAAUUAACGGAAAUACAAAGUUGUUUGGCGUGUAAAUUUUCUUUUAAAGACGUUUUUAAACAGUAUUUCCUUUAUCUGAUUGUCGGCGUACCGCUUAUAAAAAUGUAGCCAGCGCAUCAUUCAUGUUUGGUUAUGUUGCUUACCGUAUAGAGCGCGCGCACGUAGUUGAAUAUCGAUAUCUUGCCGAUUGGAUGCAACGCGCGCUCUGUGUCAGGUGCCGAGUUAACUACAUUUGAUAGCCCGCAUUCUUUCGUGGCAAGUGUGUACUAUGACACUACGACACAUUCGUUCACGUCAGAUUCAAGUGGCUUGCAUUCGCGUUAAGAGUUUUGGUUUUUCUAUUUAAAGUUGAAGAAAGGUUUUUGUUUAAGGAAUUAUUAAUUUAGAUUGUUUGGCGUACUAUUGUAUACUCCACAUUUUUUUAAAUAAACGUACUUUCCAUCAACGGGUUUUGUUUUUAUGAAUAACUUUACCUAACAAAAAAAAUUUUUCCCUCAUAAUCGUUGCACCCCUACUUUUCAAACUUGAUUUUAGAAUAAAAUGUGCGACGAUUAUACGAGAAAACACGGUAAGUAUGGUGAUUAAUUUAAUGAUUUUUGGUUCCAUUUUGAUGCUAUAUGGUGUUUUAACAUGCAUUUGGGUGUUGUAUGGAGUACUGAUAUGCUUUUUGGUUUUAUCGCAAUUCACCAUAUAUGUAAUUAAAAAUUAUAAAAAUUAACUCUGACAUUGUGAGCUGUUCUUUGUCAGUUGAGUGCAUAACUUUUUUUUGUGUUAGGUGUAAUAGUGCUGUUGCUUUUAUAGCUAGAAACAUUCAGUUGACUAACAGUGAGAUUCAUUAUAAAUAUUAGUUAAAACAAAACUUAAUGAAAUUAUUACGAACAAAAUUUUGUCAGCACUGAAUUCUUCUGUAUGAAUUUGACUCAAAUUUCAAACAAUACCCUCAAACUCAACUCAUAUUUGUUAAAUCUUAACUUGCUUGUGUCUGGCAGUUAUACUUAUAACCUUCUGAGUAGCAGUAUGGUAGGUGACAAGACAACUUUUUUUUAAUUUCAUUUAAACUUCAAAAUGUAAUCAUAUUUGAAAUUUUUUUCUUCAUUUUUUGUUUGUGCACUAUUAGUUAUUUAUUUUAAUUUUCAAUAUAACUGACAUGCCUUUGUGAUAUUGUUAAAAAAUUGCAAGAAAUUUUUGGAAUUUGUGAUUUUGAUUGAAAUAUUUUGGUGUUAAAUGUCAGAGGUUGAAUGCAUCUUUAGCAUUUGUUCACACAGUAUUCAGUAACAUUGUUUUAGCUCUUAACUGCUUUAGCAAUAGUAAUGUAAAUAUAUGAGUGAAAAUACAGUAUAUACUCUUAAAGCUUAUAUGGAAAUACUGAUGAGUAUAUUUGCAUAUACUUAAAAUGUAUUCUACUUCUCUCUUUUUUUUCUCCCCAAAAAUAUUUUUAACAGUCACAAAAUGUUUCUAAGAUUUAAACGGGGUAUUUUCAUUGCAUUGAAAGCCAUUGUGAAUUUUAUUUAAAUGAUUUAGUGUGGGGUUGUUCUUUUUUUUUUUUUUUUUUUCAUUUUUAGUUUUUUUGAAUAAAGAAAAAAAUUGUGGAUAGUGAUAUUGUGUCAUUUAUAAACUCUUGUAUGGGUGGAAAGCAAAAAGAGUUUAAAAAGAUAUAUAUUUUUAAUAUAAAAUUACAAGUUAAAUUAUAAAAAAUGAGUUUUGCUAAUAGUUAUAGAGCUACAAAAAAGCAGUAAUGUCUUUUGAUUUAAACAAUGUAUAAAACUAAUUUUUUUUAUAUAAUUUUCUCAUAUAUAUAGUUAGAAAUAAUAUUUAAAGGUUGUAGGAAUAUUUGUUUUUUAUUUUGACUUACAAGAUACUAGGUAAAUAGAUGUUAGAUCCACCUGAAUUUAAUGAUUUAACAUUAGUGUUAAAUGUUACUUUUGAGAAGUUGAUAUGUACAAUUGUGAAAGACAGCGCUGAAUUAGGUGCCUUUAUUUAGUUUUAGAUAUUUGUGCAAUUUUUUUGUUUGUGAACAGGUAUUAUGUGGUUGUUAAAUAACUUUAAGUUGUGGAUAUGUUUGUGUGUUUUGUGUUUUUUUUUGUUUUAUAGUGAAACUUCCUAUUUGUUUUGGUUGUGCCACUUUCAUUGAAUGUUCGAGUUCAUUAACAUCACCUUUUACAACUUGCCUAGAGUUGGGUAACGAGGUGAGUUUCGUAGAAUGUGCACUAUAAAAUAGGGUGACUAUAGAAUCAUACUGCUUAACUAUGUGAACAAAUAUUUUUUUAUUUUGGCUUUUUUUUAAUGGCAUGGGUUAUGAAGUGAAAAACACUUUGCAAGAAUAUAGUUCAUAAUCUGUACUAAUACAAUGUGUUUUGAAAUAAUUUUUUUUUUUUUUUUUAAAUUAUUUCAACUGUAAUUUUAAUCAAUGCUCAUUUAAUUUGGCCUAAAAUUCUUAGCUGGAAACGUUGCCACCAAUGUUGAUGUUGUUUCUGCCAUGUAAGCAUGAAACUGUGGUUUCGAGGAAUUGUAAAAUGUUAAAGAAUUCUACAUUUUAAUUUAAAAUGCAGUUGAAAAUAGUAGUCAUAAUUCCUGGUUGUAACAUUUAUUUAGCUAUAUAUCAAAUCAGCGCAACAUUCAGAUAGAUGUAAAAUGGUUUCGUUGCAGGCGAGUAGCCUAAAUAAGUAUUUUAAAGUAAACUAGCUUAUACUGAGAUAAUUAUAUACCGUAUUUAUGCAGAUAUAGGCCGCACCUUUUUUCCAAAAUUAUGAUCCCAAAAAUUAGGGUGCGGCCUAUUAGUGAGAUAAAAAUUAAAAAAAAAUUCCCAAAAAAAAA